Molecule: messenger RNA, 1188 nt
Organism: Lemur catta (Ring-tailed lemur)
Lineage: Eukaryota; Metazoa; Chordata; Mammalia; Primates; Lemuridae
Gene: STK32B
Product: serine/threonine kinase 32B
Exons: 11
Coding region: 45-1154 (369 amino acids)
Biological process (GO): protein phosphorylation; regulation of signal transduction; G protein-coupled receptor signaling pathway
Molecular function (GO): G protein-coupled receptor binding; G protein-coupled receptor kinase activity; ATP binding
Source: RefSeq, a predicted model, not a curated record
GCGCCCGGCGGCCGGGCAUGUAGCAGCGGCGGCCGCGGCGGAAUAUGGGCGGGAACCACUCCCACAAGCUCCCCGCGACUGACGAGAAUGAGGAAGUCAACUUUGACCAUUUCCAGAUUCUGCGGGCCAUUGGCAAAGGGAGUUUCGGAAAGGUGUGCAUCGUGCAGAAGCGAGACACUAAGAAGAUGUACGCGAUGAAAUACAUGAACAAGCAGAAGUGCAUUGAGAGGGAUGAAGUUCGGAACGUCUUCAGGGAACUGCAGAUCAUGCAGGGGCUGGAGCACCCCUUCCUGGUCAACCUGUGGUACUCCUUCCAGGACGAGGAGGACAUGUUCAUGGUGGUGGACCUGCUCCUGGGGGGAGACCUGCGCUACCACCUGCAGCAGAACGUGCGUUUCACAGAGGGGGCUGUGAAGCUCUACAUCUGCGAGCUGGCUCUGGCCCUGGAGUAUCUGCAGAGGUACCGCAUCAUCCACAGAGACAUCAAACCAGACAACGUGCUGCUGGAUGAGCAUGGACACGUUCACAUUACUGACUUCAACAUAGCGACGGUGGUGGAAGGAGCAGAGCGGGCCUCCUCCAUGGCUGGCACCAAGCCCUACAUGGCCCCGGAGGUGUUCCAGGUGUACGUGGACGGAGGCCCUGGGUACUCUUACCCAGUCGACUGGUGGUCCCUGGGUGUCACAGCCUACGAGCUCCUGCGGGGCUGGAGGCCGUAUGAAAUCCACUCAGCCACGCCCAUCGACGAGAUCCUCAACAUGUUCAAGGUGGAGCGCGUCCACUACUCGUCCACGUGGUGCCGGGGGAUGGUGGCCCUGCUGAAGAAGCUCCUGACCAAGGACCCCGAGAGCCGCCUGUCCAGCCUCCGUGACGUGCAGAGUGUGCCCUACUUGGCCGACGUGAACUGGGAUGCUGUGUUUGAGAAGACGCUGAUGCCCGGCUUUGUGCCCAAUAAAGGGAGAUUGAAUUGUGAUCCCACAUUUGAACUUGAAGAAAUGAUUCUAGAAUCCAAGCCACUUCACAAAAAGAAGAAGAGAUUGGCAAAGAACAGGUCCAAGGAUGGCACGAAGGACAGCUGUCCCCUGAACGGACACCUGCAGCAGUGUUUGGAGACUGUACGGAAGGAGUUCAUCGUAUUCAACAGAGAGAAGUAAGUCCUCCAGGUAGCACCCCCUGGGCAGAGCCCGU